Molecule: messenger RNA, 2457 nt
Organism: Macrobrachium nipponense
Lineage: Eukaryota; Metazoa; Arthropoda; Malacostraca; Decapoda; Palaemonidae
Exons: 13
Coding region: 218-2053 (611 amino acids)
Biological process (GO): spindle assembly; centrosome cycle
Cellular component (GO): HAUS complex; centrosome
Source: RefSeq, a predicted model, not a curated record
UCCUUGAGCAGGUCAUUCAAGUUGCAAUGUCCGGCAGUUUGUUUACAUGAAGAUGGCGCGCUUGUUGAAUCUGAACCAAAAGAUAUAAAUAUUUGAAUUGUGACUGAAGUGAUCGUCAAUGGACACUCGAAAAUAAAAAGGAAGAUCUAAGGGAAACGGUGCAUGUAGUAAUAGGUGUUCUGAAGUUAAGAUACAGUACAAGGAUAUCUCUAUAAAGAUGGCAUCUAAGUUGGAAUGCAGUUUACAGAAGUGGGCUUUAGACCUCUCCCAGAGACAUAAAGUAUUUAGCCACAGUCAUCAGCUCACUCCUGAGCAUUUCUCCAAUUUGACAAAAGAUGAAAGGUUGCAGCCCAUACUCACAUAUUUGAUAAGGCAUGUUCGUCCACCAGAGGAGCAGCGACAGAUCAAAUUAAACCUUAAACAUGCUGAAUUACGAAAAAAGUUGAUUGCUGGAGAAAGUGAAGCUUCCCCAUCAGAAGAAAGGUUUAAACUUCAAGCUGCUAUCAUAGAUGCAAGAUCUAUGGUCUCAUCUGAAGUGAAAGAAAUUCAACAGCUUUCACAAAAGAAAGAGGAGUAUCAGCACCAAGAAGUAGAUUUCACUCGAAGGUUGAUGCUGCUGAAAGUCGUGGAGAAGGAACGGGAGAAAGCGAUUCAACGCUGCAAUUCUUGGGACACUCAGCUCAAACUCUUGUAUGAGAGUCUCCACACAAAGAAGAGCAAGACUUCAUCAGGGAUUGAUUCUGAUGCCAUGAGAGCACUGCAGAGCAACUUGAUAAGUAUAGCAAGUUUACGUCAUUCUAUUAAUAGUGGACAACUUGUCUCCCAAGACUGUAUACAUAAAGAAAAGAUUCAGGUGUGGGACGAGAUACGAGAAACUGUUGAAGAUUGGGGACCAAGGAGUCUUAUGCUUUGUCAGCUUGGAGAAGUGAGGGAAGGCAAUCGCAAUUUGCAGUCCCUCAUUCAGCGGGUUGAUUUGGCAAAAGACGCUCAUGAAUUAAGGUUAAAGUGCGAGAAAGAUGGCUCAUUUAUUGAUGAGAUGAACCCAGGAGGUGUGAUUGAAUCUGUAUCUGAGCUUCUAGGUCAGAUGAGUGCGGCCCAUGUGAAGCUCUUUGUGGAAGCUCACCAUAUUAAUGAAGCAGUUGCUUCUAUAAGUCGUGCCCUGAACACCUUAACGAAUAACAUAGCUGCAGUUGCCAAGAGAACAUAUGAAGAUGAAAAUGUUGCUUCAUCUCUGAUAGAACUGAUCAGAGAAAACAUAUCACUUGUUGGUGAACGUGCGGCUCUAAACAUGACACACACUAUAAUUGCAUCUCUGAGAGAACGUGCUAAAGUUGCAGAGAGAGCCCGAGAUGUGUUACGGUCAAAAUAUGCAAAGAUCGUCAGUUUCAACAAGGAAGUUAAACUUGGAGUAGAAAGCAUUCACUGUCUAGCCAUUAGUGUUAAAGAUGGCAAACAGAAUGUAAAUAAUCAAAUUGAGAGUGUCAGAUCUGACGUUAGUGAUGUUUUGGAAGCCAUGGUUUAUCCAACUCCAAUAUUAUCAGAUGCACUAAAGAAUGAGUGUGUGGCAUUUGCAUCAGUCCCUCUUGGUUAUCUUUUAACAACAAAUGUUGACCAGUAUGGAACAUUGCCUAAAGUAAAGAUGACCACAUCUUCUAUGUUAUGGUUUGACAAAAGCCAAGUAGAUGCUGGAUUAGAAGCGUUAACCACAUUGGGAUCAAGCCUGUUAAGCUGGGAUGGGGUUUAUAAACAGGUGGUAGAAACUGUCAACCACAUAACUUCCUUAAAGAAGCAGAUGGAGCAAUUGCUCUCUCUCAAGGAGGCAGCAUCCUCAUCUCAGAAGAAAGGGAAAGUCAUCACACGGCAAGAUGUAAAAGAACUAGUUGAGAGAGCUAAAACGAAUGAUGAGGAACUUGAGGAAGAAUUAAUGAGAGUGACAGAUCUUUAUGAGAAGAAAAUCUCUGAGGGAAGCCAGCAUCUUACUAGAGUUAACAAACUACUCACAGAGUGGUGGGAACAACCUGCCAAAAAGGUGAUAAUCAAGAAAUCUGCCUAAGGGACCUUGUAAUGAAUUACAUCAGUUUUCAAGUGAUGAUAGUAAGAGUAAUGAAAUGGUAUUGAAAAGAUACUGUAAAUUUAAAAAAGGUACCAGAUAAAAUUAAUGAAAUAUUAAGGAGAAUGUGCAAAUACGUAUAAGAAAAACAAUUAAAAAGAAUGUAAAUGCACUGUAAUUAUGAAAUAUAUAUAAGACAAAGGAAUCUGUAGAAUUAAAUGUCAUGGCUAAUGUAGGUGCUGAUCUUACAUGGAUACAAUCCUGUAAGUUACAAUUUAUUUCAACAUUGUACUAUAGUAACUGGCAAAUAUGAGUCAUACAUUAAGGGGUACACUUUGUAAUUUAUAAAUCAAAUAUGAUUUCUGAUUAUAUAUUUCCAUAUUGAAAGGAGUAUAUGUUCUAUAGAA